CCCUAGAGCUUCACAGGCAGGAAGUUUGAAUCAGGAAACUGAAAGGGAAACUUAAGACAGACCCACUUGUGGAGAAGGACAGAUCGGGAGGUUUUCUGCUUCCAGUAGAACAGACAUUGAUACAUGGAUCGACAUACUUUCAUUUAUAACUUUAAAAAUUUUCCUUUCACCACUGGGCGGAAGAAGACUUACUUGUGCUAUGAGGUACAGCUCAUGAAUGGCAACUUCAGGAACCCACAGAACUGGAUCAAGGGCUUUCUGUACAACCAGUAUCAUCCUAAUCCCCAGCUACGCCGCCACGCAGAGUUGUGGUUUCUAGAAUGGAUCUCUUCUUGGCAACUGUACCCCGGGCAGCACUUAAGGGUCACGUGGUUCCUCUCCUGGAGCCCUUGCCCUUACUGUGCACAGAAAGUGGCUUCCUUCCUGCAGAGGAAUAGCCAUGUGAGCCUGAACAUCUUUGCUGCCCGAAUCUAUGACCGCUUGGAAGGUUAUGAGGAGGGACUGCGCUCACUGUACGAUGCCGGUGCCGACAUUGACAUCAUGACCUACGGAGAGUUUAAGUACUGCUGGAGAGCCUUUGUGGACAACCGGCUAUGGCCCUUUAAGCCAUGGAAUAGGCUGGAUGAAAACAGUGAACUCAUGUCAGGAAAGCUUGAAUGCAUUCUCCAGAGUGACAGCCACUCCCCCAGAGCUUCACAGGCGGGACGUUUGAAUAAGGAAACUGAAAGUGAAAGGGAAGCUUUAGACAGACCCACUUGGGGAGCAGCAGGGAUCCGGAGGUUUCCUUCUUCCAGGAGAGCAGACAUAGGGUACACACCUUGGACAGCUUCACUGAAGGAAGCCCAGCCCCAAACUGAGGAUACUUUCAGCCACAGCACUAGAUACAUGGAUCUACGUACAUUCUUUUAUAACUUUAAAAAUUUUCCUUUCACCACUGGGCGGAACAAGACCUACUUGUGCUAUGAGGUACAGCUCAUGAAUGGUGACCUCAGGGUCCCACAGAACUGGAUCAAGGGCUUUCUGUACAACCAGUAUCAUCCUAAUCCCCAGCUACGCCGCCACGCAGAGUUGUGGUUUCUAGAAUGGAUCUCUUCUUGGCAACUGUACCCCGGGCAGCACUUAAGGGUCACGUGGUUCCUCUCCUGGAGCCCUUGCCCUUACUGUGCACAGAAAGUGGCUUCCUUCCUGCAGAGGAAUAGCCAUGUGAGCCUGAACAUCUUUGCUGCCCGAAUCUAUGACCGCUUGGAAGGUUAUGAGGAGGGACUGCGCUCACUGUACGAUGCCGGUGCCGACAUUGACAUCAUGACCUACGGAGAAUUUGAGUACUGCUGGAGAGCCUUUGUGGACAACCAGCUACUGCCCUUUAAGCCCUGGUAUAGGCUGGAUGAAUACAGUGAAUUCACGUCAGAACAGCUUCAACGCAUUCUCCAGCAAAGGGUUUCCUACUUUCCUCCGGUCCCCUAACUGUACCUUCUCCCUUCUCUCCUUGAGCCUUACCUUUCCCUCUGCUCAGCGCCUCCUCUUGGUUACCUGCUCCUUACAGGGGCAUCUAGCACCUUCCUUUCUGACCCUUCUUUUGAAAUCACUCUGCUUUUCUCCUUCCUUGUGUCCUUCCUUUCUCUUAUCUAUAAUUUUACUGUCUCCCACUCUCUUCUCUGCUUUUUCCUUCAAACUUUCCCACUCAUUGCAGAAAUUCUUAUCCUUCUAGGUGGGUGGAGGGUAGAAGACUAGAAGACAGACAUCAGUAUCUCAAACAGUGGCAGGGGAUCUCUGCUGAACAGAGGAAGUAAAUGCCUUCUUUUAAGAAGUGUAAAUACUCUGCUUGCCACAAUCUUCAGAUUAACCAAAACAGAGCAAUAAAAUGCACAGAACUCAAAA
Loxodonta africana (African savanna elephant) is the source of this 1878-nucleotide messenger RNA. Its product is annotated as DNA dC->dU-editing enzyme APOBEC-3G-like. Lineage: Eukaryota; Metazoa; Chordata; Mammalia; Proboscidea; Elephantidae. The transcript has 9 exons. Gene Ontology annotation, molecular function: cytidine deaminase activity; zinc ion binding; RNA binding. Gene Ontology annotation, biological process: defense response to virus; negative regulation of single stranded viral RNA replication via double stranded DNA intermediate; cytidine to uridine editing. The coding region runs from base 124 to 1464 and encodes 446 amino acids. The record is from RefSeq and is a predicted model, not a curated record. Gene Ontology annotation, cellular component: cytoplasm; nucleus; P-body.